Meriones unguiculatus (Mongolian gerbil) is the source of this 1296-nucleotide messenger RNA. RefSeq names its product basic proline-rich protein-like. The transcript has 6 exons. Lineage: Eukaryota; Metazoa; Chordata; Mammalia; Rodentia; Muridae. The coding region runs from base 1 to 1296 and encodes 431 amino acids. The record is from RefSeq and is a predicted model, not a curated record.
AUGAUCAUUUGGGACUGUCAGACAACUGUGAAAGCCAAGGCCUUAGGCGCGGGAACCUCCCACCGGCCCCGCGCGCACCUUCGCGGUGAGCAGGGCUCGGGGCUGAACAGGAUUUUACAAGCCCACGUCCUCGCGGUGGGGAGCCGGGGGAUGCCCUGGAGAGCGGCCGCCCCCCGCGGCCCCGCGCCCCGGCCGCUCCUGCUCGGCCCCGGCCCCGCUCCGCCCGCUCCGCGCGCCGUCCCCAGCCCAGGCACGGAUUACCUCGCCGCGCGGCCGGCCUCGGGCCCCCUCCUCCGCCACCGCCGGGCAGCCGCGGCCGCCGCUCCGCCGCAGCCGCCUCCGGAGCGCCGCUCGGCCCCCGAGCAGAGGGCCGGGAAGGGAGGGGGCGUGGAGGCGGGACCCGGACGCCGAGCCCCCGGCGGCAGGAAGCGGCGACACCUGGUCGCCGGCGCGUCUAGCUCUCGCUGCCUCGAGACCGAGCAUUUAAAGCCCUCUCCUCGCCCUCCCGCCCCGCGCCCGGGCGACCGUUACCGGCAGGCGCCUCGCGCUCUGGCGGGACGAGCCGAACUACCCACGAACGUCCUCUGCCCCGCCCCCCUGGGCCCCGCCUCCACGGGGCCCGUGACUCCGCCCCCUACAGGCCCGGCCCCUUGGCGCCCCAAAGGCUCCGCCCCACAGGUCGGAGUGCCCUGGUCCCGCCCACCACAGGCCACGCCCCAAACCCUUGGUUCCGCCCUCACAGGCUUGACCCUCCUGGCACCCCAGUUUCAAGGCCCCGCUCCAAAAGGCCCAAGAUCCCCGGCCGCGCCUCCCAUAGGCCACGCCCCAGCGCCCUUCUCUCCGCCCCGCCCCGCCCCUGGCGCCCCUGGCGAUCUCUGGCCCCGCCCCUCGAGGCCCCCCUCUGAGCUCCAAGCUCAGUAUCAGUCCAGCUGCGGCCGUGGGGGCCUACGUGCUCCGCGGGCGGAGGGCCUAGUGCAGGGCGGCUGCCUGGCGCCUCUGCAGCGUCUUCCUCCCUCCGUGCGGCUCCGAUCUGCUGCCGGAGAGGGAAACGACCCCGACAGAAGCCCGAUUGAAAGUGGGCGGGACGUGUGCCACACAGCUGCAGACCCCAACACCUCCAAAGGACGGCAAAUUCAGAGCGUUUUAAGCAUGGCUGAAGAGGAGUGCAUUCCACGACCAUUCCCUUUCCCACGCUUCCUGCACGAGAUGGGUGUGGAUUCUGCAGUGCUGCACGGGAGCUCACUGCAGCCGCGGAGCAGCGGCGGCAGCGGCGGCGGCGGCUUCUCCCGAAGCUGA